AUGCAGAAUUCAAAACGGGAUGUCUACUUAGGAGCUUACCUAAAUGGUGCACACUGGCAAAUGGUCGUCAUUUUGCCUAAGGAAAAUCUUGUUGUCUGGUUUUGUUCCUUGCAUGAUAGGCCAAGCAACUACCUUAAAGGAAUAAUUAACAUUGCUUUGAAAGGACUUGACGAUACUCCAGAACCUAAAUCCAAGGUUGGUGCUAGGUGGAUUGUUGUUAAAUGUAAUAGACAAAAAGGAAGCACUGAGUGUGGCUAUUACGUGAUGCACUGGAUGUCCACUAUAAUCUUAGGAACUUUUAGGAAUAAUUGGGAAACGUAUUUUAAUGAUGUUAGACCAUUGGAAGCAGAGAAAUUGAAGGCGCUUCACAUCCAGUGGAUUGAUGAUAAAGGAAAUAGAGAGGAACUAAAUGAGACUGAAGAGAAUACCACUCCUCAAGGUGUUCAGUUGCCUAAACUACCACCAAACAAGAAGGCAAUUGAUGUUAAAUGGGUUUUUAAGCUUAAAUUGAAUCUUGGUGGAUCUAUAGCAAGACAUAAGGUGAAGAAUGAAUUUGAAAUGAUAGAUCUGGGCAAAUUGGCUUAUUUCUUGGGAAUGGAGUUUGUGACAGUCCCAAGUGGGAUCAUUCUGGAUCAGAAGAAGUAUGCAAUGGAUGUCUUGAAGAGGUUCACACUGAAAUUGGAUAAUACAAGUGAAGAUGAUGAGCUUGUUGAUCCAACUUUGUUCAAGUAG
Messenger RNA from Glycine soja, 732 nucleotides. RefSeq lists its product as uncharacterized. Gene Ontology annotation, molecular function: cysteine-type peptidase activity. The record is from RefSeq and is a predicted model, not a curated record. The transcript is spliced from 7 exons. Lineage: Eukaryota; Viridiplantae; Streptophyta; Magnoliopsida; Fabales; Fabaceae. Bases 1 to 732 code for a protein of 243 amino acids. Gene Ontology annotation, biological process: proteolysis.